AUGUGGGAGAAGCUUACAAAAUUGGGACAGACGAUAAGCAUGCCACGUCUCAUUAUGGGCGAUUUCAACUGUGUGAAAUCUCCCGAGGAGAAGCAACUUGGAGUGGCCCCAACUUGGUAUGAACUCAAGGAUUUCAUGGACUGCUGUGCAGCACUUGGACUGCUUGACGUCCCCACAACGGGUUGCUAUUACACAUGGUAUUCCAACAACGGAAGCAACCCUAUGUGGUGUAAACUUGGCCGGGUCCUUUACAACAAUGAAUGGCUUGAGGCCGGUUUACAUUGCGGCACCCAUUUCAACCCACCGGGAUGCCUAUCAAACCACUCUCCGGGUAUUGUCACUAUCUUUGAUCAUACUCCCACUAAGCCAAAACCAUUCCACUUUUUCAAUAUGUGGGCAGACCAUCCAAACUUCUUAACUACUGUUGAACAACGAUGGAACUUGAAUGUGGAGGAAACGCCACAAUUCAGCCUGUGCGAGAGGCUGAAAGCACUCAAAGGUGCACUGAAAGUUUUCAACACACAACACUAUAGCCACAUUUUCACCAGGGCCAAAGAGGCUGACCUUGCACUACAAGAUGCUCAGAACCAGCUUGAAAGCAAUCCGGGAGAUGUAACGCUUCGGGAAUCUUUGGGAGAUCUUAGGAAGAAGGUUGUUUUCCUUGUCGAGGCCGAACGACACUUCUUCUACCAUAAAGCCAAGAUCCAUUACCUCAAAGAGGGGGACCGAAACACCAAAUUUUUCCACGAUAUGGUGAAACGGAAUGCUGCUAGAAACUCCAUUACGGUAGUCACUAGAGCUGACGGGACCAUUAUUACUACUGUCGAUGAGAUUGCCCUAAGAGUUCGUUGA
Messenger RNA from Sesamum indicum (sesame), 852 nucleotides. RefSeq lists its product as uncharacterized. The record is from RefSeq and is a predicted model, not a curated record. NCBI's taxonomy places the organism in Eukaryota, Viridiplantae, Streptophyta, Magnoliopsida, Lamiales, Pedaliaceae.